Microsporum canis CBS 113480 is the source of this 1221-nucleotide messenger RNA. RefSeq lists its product as uncharacterized. The record is from RefSeq and is a predicted model, not a curated record. The coding region runs from base 1 to 1221 and encodes 406 amino acids. NCBI's taxonomy places the organism in Eukaryota, Fungi, Ascomycota, Eurotiomycetes, Onygenales, Arthrodermataceae. The transcript has 4 exons.
AUGUCGUUCAACUUUAGUCAUAUUCCCGGCCGUAGUUACCUGUGCGGUUUCCAGACGGAGCUGAAUAGCUUUGGGUACAAAGGCGAAUCAGCGGUUACAAUAUCACUUAAAGAACUUUGUGGCCUGCGCCUGGUGUCAGAUGCCGAAGGCUUUAUAGCCUUGCAAGUGAAGAACACAUCAUGGGAAGAGAGUUGGUACGGAUCUUCUCUUGAUUCGGGGGACCUUGUGUUUACUCAGAUCGAAUGGCCCAUCGGAUAUCCUGUCAAGUUUGCGGUCUCAUUUGAUGCCUUUAAAAUCCAUGCGAUAUCACUAUCUCAUACCACAGGCCUACCUCAACAUCGAUCUAUAUCCUGGAAAUCCCGGCUCCCGCCUCAAGACUUAAUACCCGUUUUUCUGGCAGACCGCGGGCCCACUGACGGCAUAUUGCCUCUUAGCUAUGUUGAUAGGCAGCUGGAAACUGCCGACACUAUAAGUGCGUUUAUUGAGCCAUCGACUCAGAGUAUUACAGGCUUCGAGUUCAACUUCGGGGGUAUAAGGCUUUGUGCUGGCAAUAUAGAUCGACGAUCAACAAAACUUUCGUUUUGUACUAACACCCAAGCAAGGGAAAUAUUCAUCGGAGUUGCCUGUGCGAAGUCAGUUGACACCACUCAUAUAACAGUCAAGUUCUUCACGAGCUUUGGAAGGUGUAUCAUCUUUGGGAACCCAAAAGUGGACGAAUGGCAUACCUCGGUGUCGCCUAACGGGGAAAUAAACGGUAUAUCUAUCGUCGGAGCUUUACAGCGGGAGCCCGAGUACCAGCAAAAAACCACUAAUUUUUUUCUACCAACGGCACAGUACCCAACUACAACUAUUGGAUUCAGGAAUUUUCAACCAUAUAUAGUGUUUAUAUCCUCCGCUAACCUCACCGCCGUAUCUAGUAUCACAGUAUAUAGAGAGCCUUUAUCUAACUACCUCUGCGGGGUUAAGAUCCUCCAUAAAAGCGGGUUUUCGGAUAUAUUGGGAGAAGUAAGAGAAGAGAUCCAGUCCUUCAUCCCAGGCGAAGAUCUGAUAUAUAUCCGAGUGUUCUACGCGGUUAUUUACGGAAUAUGUUAUCGAGUGAGAGGUCUACGUUUUGGAUAUGCUUCCCACUCCAUAGACGUAGGGUGUUUGGAAGGCUGGCUGGUUGAAAAUAUUGAUCUUUCUAGUGUUAGUCACCCUACCCGUUAUCUCAACGACGACUAA